This is a messenger RNA of Diatraea saccharalis (sugarcane borer), 4369 nucleotides long. The record is from the annotation of a GenBank genome assembly. NCBI's taxonomy places the organism in Eukaryota, Metazoa, Arthropoda, Insecta, Lepidoptera, Crambidae.
AAAAAAAUUAAUUAAUUUAUAUUUUUACAGAUGACAACAUUUUCUAAACGUCAUGCUCGUCAUGUUCACUUAUACGUCAUCCGAUUAAUUCAUUCAUUUUCGUGGUAGACGAUGAUCGCGGUUGCAUCUCUAUAUUUUUCCUAAUUUGUUCCAAAACCAGUGCAGUGAGUGAAAUAGUGUCAGUGUUCUGAUUUAUUAGGGCAAUUUGUGACAACAUCAUGUUUAGUUGGCUUAAAAAAGAAGGGGAAAAAACCGAAAGUAUAGAGAAUGUCGUGGAAGGUCUCAAAAGGAUUUACAAAACUAAACUUUUACCACUGGAGUUGCACUAUCAGUUCCACGAUUUUCACUCACCACAACUUGAGGAUCCAGAUUUUGAUGCGAAACCUAUGAUAUUGCUCGUCGGCCAAUAUUCCACCGGUAAAACUACAUUUAUUAAAUAUCUCCUUGAGCGAGACUUUCCGGGCAUCCGUAUCGGACCGGAGCCGACAACAGAUAGGUUUAUAGCGGUAAUGUAUGAUGAAAAAGAGGGCGUAAUACCUGGUAACGCGCUCGUUGUUGAUCCCAAAAAGCAAUUUAGGCCUCUAAGCAAGUUUGGAAAUGCUUUUCUGAAUAGGUUUCAAUGUUCUACAGUCAGUUCGCCAGUCCUACGCGGCAUUUCUAUCGUUGACACACCCGGUAUUCUGUCUGGUGAAAAGCAACGUGUUGAUAGAGGCUAUGAUUUUACUGGUGUUCUAGAAUGGUUUGCAGAACGUGUGGACCGUAUCAUUCUACUGUUUGAUGCCCACAAACUUGACAUAUCAGAUGAGUUUAGACGCAGCAUUGAAGCUCUAAGAGGUCAUGAUGACAAAAUACGUAUUGUCCUUAACAAGGCUGAUAUGAUUGAUCACCAGCAACUCAUGCGUGUAUAUGGUGCUCUUAUGUGGUCGCUGGGUAAAGUACUUCAAACACCUGAAGUGGCUAGAGUAUAUAUAGGUUCAUUCUGGGAUCAACCGCUCCGAUAUGAUGUUAACAGAAGGCUAUUCGAGGAUGAAGAACAGGAUCUAUUUAGAGAUAUGCAGUCUCUGCCGAGGAAUGCAGCACUUCGUAAAUUGAAUGAUCUAAUUAAAAGAGCACGCCUAGCCAAAGUUCAUGCAUUUAUUGUCAGUGAAUUGAGGAAAGAGAUGCCUUCAAUGUUUGGCAAAGAUGGUAAGAAGAAGGAUUUAAUAAAGAACCUUGGACAGGUGUAUGAUCGUAUUCAGCGAGAACAGCAGAUAUCUCCUGGGGAUUUCCCAGAUAUAAAGAAAAUGCAAGAGAACUUAGCGAACCAUGACUUCUCAAAGUUUCAUCCACUGAAGCCUAAACUCUUAGAAGUAGUAGAUCACAUGUUGGCAACUGAUAUUGCACGUCUAAUGGAUAUGAUUCCUCAAGAAGAUGUGAAUAUUGUGUCGGAGCCACUUAUUAAAGAUUUGAUCCAUAAGAAAGCUUCCGCCUAUAGCCCACUCAACAAUGGCAUCCUCAAUGCCAAGAAUUCUGCACCGUAUGUCUUGGGUGGUGCAUUUGAAGGUGUGGAAGAUCAAGUUUCACCAUUCGGUUACGGCAGGGGAGAGGGUGUCGAUGCGGGCCACGGCGACCCCGAAUGGAUCUGCAGCAAAGAGAAGCCCCGAUACGACCAGAUCUUCCAAUCUCUAAACCCCAUCGAUGGAAAAGUAACAGGAGCUGGUAUGCAACUUUCCGUACCUUCGUAUAUUUGUAAUCCCCACCUUCGCGGUACAAUUAUUAUAAACAAAGCUUUAGACGCUAUGCUCUCUUCCACACAAAAUUGUACAUCAUUAACUGAACUAUGCAUGGCUUUGAAAGACCGUAAAGACGAUAGUAUUGGUGGUGAUACUUUAAAUAGACUUACUGACACUUUAGCAGUAGCGACACAAAAUUCUAAUAUGAUCGCACAAUUUAUAGCAAACUGUAAACAUGAGGGAGACAAUCGCAGACUCUCAAAUGCAGUUUCUAUCAAUACUUUAAAUGAUACGGUCUCUCUCCAAGGUGCUAGCACUAGUUUUGAUUAUCACGUAGAAACUGAUCGUUCAGAAUCCAGAAAUUCUGAUAUAGGCAGUGACGACAGUAAACUUGAUGAUGUUGUGGGAACAGAUGGUAGGAAUGCUCCUAAUGCUAAUUUGAAUUUAGAAGAAAAUCACGACACAAGCAUAUUUCAUCCUAUCAUAUAUUUCUCAAAGUUAAUUUUUCUUAUAGUCUUGAAUGUAAUGUCUAUAAUGAUAACAACACAGGUAGCGUUUAUAACGAUACUCUAUCUUUUUACGGGUGAAAUAUAUUUGGAGUUUAACAUUGAAAAGAAGCCGCAAUCGUUUUUUGAACAUGCGGCCAAGACGGAGAUGGUGAAAUCUAAACUGCCCAACUCUGUGCUGGGGAAAAUCUGGAAGUUGUCUGAUAUAGACAAAGACGGCUUCUUAGACGAUGAAGAGUUCGCCCUGGCUAUGCACCUCAUCAGAGUCAAGAUCGACGGACACGAUCUACCAUCGGAUCUACCCCCCCAUCUCGUACCGCCAUCGAAACGCAACUGAUUUAAUCGAAUAAAUUGCGAGCUUAAUCGAUACCACUUUAACUGCAUAUAAGCUAUUAUAUCGAAUAUGUUUUCGUCUAUUUAACGCCAUUGAGAUAAGGUCGUUAUUUGACGAUAUUCAUUUGGCUUUUGUAUUGUUGUGUGUAAAUGGUCUAGGAUGGGCAGUGGACAGGAACAAAAGUAAUUGGAGGCAUUUUUGAGAAUAAUAUAAAAACAGACUUUAUUUUUAAUAAAUUAUAUAUUUCAUAUGUGAUCAUUGUAUGAUCACAAUUUCCACAAUGUUUUCAAUUAUAUUUUCCAUGCUUACUUUUUUAAAGCAAAAGCUGGGCCAUUAUAUAACUGAAGAUCCCAUGGCUAUUUUUAAUUUAUAUCAUUAAUUUAUUCAGCAUGUUAACAUAUCAUUGUGGCUAUGAGUCCUGCGGUAUAUAUUUUGACAUACUUAUUUAUAUGUUAUAUUAUUUUUGUAUGUAUGUUGAUAGUUUUAGAGAAGUGAACACUACAUUUGAAAUUUAAAGAAACAGUUUGUCUCGACUGUCCAAUAUAAAUAUCAAAUACAUGCAUACACUUAAUUGAAUCAUUGUUUAAAAUCGGAAUUGAUAUUUUACACAUUUUCAAUAAAUUUCUUCUAUAAACCGAAGAGGUUUUGUUCUAAUAAAAUUGAAAGCAAAAAUCUUUUGAUUUUCUAGCGAGAUUUGUUAUUACCUGUUAUGUUUGUGUGUCCUCGUUAAUAUUAAUUUACUGUUUGUGUGGCAGAGGGCGUUGCAAGCGGGCUUAAGGAACAACAACGUACUCUUUUCAGUAUAGUGUUUCACAAACGUCGAGGUACGGUCAAUGACGUUAUGCGCGUGGAGAUGUAGGUCUAUUUGUGGGGAAGUGGGGGGACGCACGCCAUUAUUAUUUAUAAUUAUUUGAUUUUUCAACUGAAGACAUUUUAAAUUAAAUAGUUUAUAAUAAAAGUAUUUAACAUAUAUUCACAUUGAUAACGCAAUUUCACUAUAAAAUAUACUAAAUUUAUUUCAAGUUUAUGUGGUGCUUUACUUCAAUAUUUAUUGGAUUGGCUGAAGAUUUCUUAUUAUUUAUUAAUCAGUAAGUUGUUCCUAUAAUUAGUAAAACUAUACAUUUUUAUUUACUCCCAUUAUAUUUUACUAAAAAAAUAUAUAGGUACUUAUUUAUAAUGGAAGAAGUAGUAAUAAACUUCCUGAAAUUAGAACUUAUUUUGAGUUUAUUUGUUAUUAAAAGUUACAUAUGUUUUGAGUAAAAUAUCCUUUAAAAUUGAAUAAGUAUUAGAAUGUUGCAAUAAAAAAAUUGUUAAAAGAUAUAUUAUUUUUUCACAUUAUAUAAUAUUAUCUAAAUUUCGUGUGCUGUUCUGCAUUUAAGCAAUUUUGUAGUUUUCAGUGCCUUUACUAUAAUAACGAAUUAAAGGACGCAAUUUAGAGCAUUAGAAUCUACUGGAUUUUUAUAAAAAAAAUAUAACUGUAUUGUUUCACCUAACUUAUUUAAAUAAUUUCACCGAUUCACUUUGUCGAAUAGAACGUAUUUACGGGGCAAUGAUAAUAAUAUUAAUACAUAUAUGUAAAUACAGAUUUUUAUAUGCGUUUGAUAUUUGGGAUUGUAUUUUGUGCACCUCGGGAGGUGACGUGUUUUUACAUUUUGCUACUGUGUGUACAUAAAGAAAUGUAAAUGUAUUGAUUUAUAAAUUAUAAUUAGUGUGUAAUAAAUAGUUAAGAAAGCAGUGUUUACCAGUUUUUUUCUUAACUUUCACAUCCCUAACCUAAGCUUUAAUUAGGAACAAGAGCCUCGCAAAAUGUUCUUGGU